Molecule: messenger RNA, 655 nt
Organism: Paralichthys olivaceus (Japanese flounder)
Lineage: Eukaryota; Metazoa; Chordata; Actinopteri; Pleuronectiformes; Paralichthyidae
Product: regulator of G-protein signaling 21
Source: RefSeq, a predicted model, not a curated record
UCUGUCUGCUGAGAGGGGAACUCGGUUUACAGACACCACAACACCCGAAGCUGUUCAGAGGACAUUGGCAACGAUGUCAAAAUGCCCAAACGUUUGUUUUCAAAGGUUCGGUUUUAUGAAAUCAGGGAUCUUAUGCAAAAUGUCAAGAGGCCCAGAAGGAGUGAUAUUGUUCUUAAUCGAAAGAGGCGUAAGAAGGACAUCCAGGAUCUAAUGGUGCAAAAAAUAAGUGAUGAGCCAUCUUCUUUGCAACUCAGUUGUCAGACUGAGCAUAAACUGGAUAAAGUGUUACGGGAUAAAAAGUAUUUAGCAGCGUUCCAAACUUUCCUGCAGUCGGAGUUCAGUGAGGAAAACAUCAAGUUCUGGCUCGCGUGUGAAGACUUCAAGUCGACCACCUCGCCGGGUGAUCUUCGCUGGAAAGCAGAGGAGAUCUACACCGAGUUCAUCCAGCCGAUGGCCUGCAGAGAGAUCAACGUUGACCACUAUAUUAGGGAGAAUAUCAAAAAGUCCUUGGAGAAACCAAACCUCUCCUGCUUCGACGAGGCCCAGAAACACGUUUACCUGCUGAUGGAGCGAGACUCCUGCCCCAGAUUCCUGCACUCUGACGCCUACCUGAGUCUGAAGUGCAAGUCCAGAUCUAGAUGGUACAUUUAACUGA